This is a messenger RNA of Siniperca chuatsi (mandarin fish), 1749 nucleotides long. RefSeq names its product gap junction Cx32.2 protein-like. The transcript is spliced from 3 exons. Gene Ontology annotation, biological process: cell communication. Lineage: Eukaryota; Metazoa; Chordata; Actinopteri; Centrarchiformes; Sinipercidae. The record is from RefSeq and is a predicted model, not a curated record. The coding region runs from base 165 to 953 and encodes 262 amino acids. Gene Ontology annotation, cellular component: connexin complex.
CAACGUGACAGCUAACACUGUUACGCAAUUUGAUCUGAUCUAAAGUUCAAGGUACUGCAGACAGGUUUGAUUCAGUGCACUGGGCUCUCAAUCAUUCAGCUCCACAGCUGGAGACUGGUCUGUUUGUCUGUACAGAGGCCUUUUAAAUUCCAAGAUCAGAGACCAUGGGAGAGUGGAGUUUUCUGUCCUCUCUACUGGACAAGGUCCAGUCCCACUCCACCGUCAUCGGGAAAGUCUGGCUCAGUGUGCUUUUUAUCUUCAGGAUCAUGAUCCUUGGAGCUGGAGCAGAGAAGGUGUGGGGUGAUGAACAGUCGAAUAUGAUUUGUAACACCAAACAGCCUGGUUGCAAGAACGUCUGCUAUGACCACGCCUUCCCAAUCUCACACAUUCGAUUUUGGGUCCUCCAGAUUAUCUUCGUCUCAACACCAACGCUGAUCUACCUUGGUCACGUCGUCCACAUUAUCCACAAAGAAAAUAAGCUGAGAGCAUAUUUGCAGACCCACUCUAGGAGUGAAAUCGUCAAAGUUCCCAAGUACUCUGAUGCAAAAGGCCACGUCCAGAUUAAAGGCAACCUGCUCGGUAACUACAUAACCACUAUAUUUUUCAGAAUCAUCCUGGAGGUAGCGUUCAUUGUGGGCCAGUAUUAUCUGUAUGGGUUCAUCAUGGACCCAAGAGUCGUCUGCUCCCGAGCCCCCUGUCCCUUCACUGUAGAGUGCUACAUGUCUCGACCCACAGAGAAGACCAUCUUCAUCCUCUUCAUGCUUGUAGUCUCCUGCAUCUCUCUUCUACUCAACGUAGCAGAGCUCUUCUACCUGGCGUGUUCUCGCUCAUCCAGACGAAAGUCCAAAACAGUGCCGUCUGCUGCUAUUGCCCUUCACCCACGUUUUAACAGUGACAGUCUGAUGAAAAAUCAGAAGCUUAGCCUCCAUGAUGCCAGUCACAGCACAGCCUAAAGAAUGCCAUUUAGAUAAUGUGCAAAAGUUAAACAGUCGUAUAGUUCCUGAGAAAACAGGAGAGCACAUAAAAAUGUGGGGGCUAAAUCCACAAGAGACCAUGGCCCACGUGUGUAAAUUACGCUUUUACGAGUUAUUUAUUUAUGUGAUUAAAAAGUCCUGUACGUAUAUGUAGACUAUUUAUGAAUAGUCACAAACAUUAAAAUGUUUAAAAAUGCACAAGAAUAAUUAAAUAUAUGGUACAGUGUCAUUGAAGCAAACUUUUAAAAUGUAUUAUGGACAAAACUGAGUUUUUGGGGUUUAUUUCUUGCUUUGUGUUUUGUCUUAUGACAUGAGCCACUGUUAAAUAUUGGCACCCUCAAGUGGCACAUUGGUAAUUGUGACAGUAGUCAUUCUGCUGUGGUCUGUGACUACAUGGCCUGAAUGUCAGAGGGACCUGACCCUAUAACUUGACUUGAAUGCAGAUACCUCUGCAUCUCUGUUCCAAUUUGCAUUGGCUAAAAGCCAUUUUGUGGUGCUACAAGCUUUUUUGUUCUAAAGCAGUGUGUAAGGGCUGUUAGUGCCACUUCACUUUUCAAAUUGAAUUUUUUCUCUUAUAAUGUUAAAUUUGCCGACAUGACUUUUAAAACUGUAAAUAUUUGAAUUACAAAUAAUUUGUUUUUUCAUGUUUUGUAUUUUAAUUUGACUGUAUGUGCCUUGUGUUUGUAAUUGAUUGUAAUGAAAAAUGUAUUGGGGAAAGGGUACGCAUCGGCCUACAGUAUGUUUAUUAAACAUGUUUGAAGUUUAGUCCAAAUCA